Molecule: messenger RNA, 1419 nt
Organism: Haemonchus placei
Lineage: Eukaryota; Metazoa; Nematoda; Chromadorea; Rhabditida; Trichostrongylidae
Source: the annotation of a GenBank genome assembly
GAGCUCCUUAUUCGCUUUAGUUACAAUUUGGCUGUUCACCCCAAAAAUCGACCAUCAUUCCCGCUACCCCUCUACGUGCAUCUACUGGUAGAGUACGGACUAGCAGACAAGAAAAUGUUAAAACUGAACGAACUGGUACAAUUGAUCCAACCGGCUGACAUCCAGCAACUUACGCAUAAAACCAUCAUGGCAAACCUGAAUACGUUGUUCAUUUUCCAAUUGAAACACCACUGUAAACGAAAUGAAGUGGAAAAAGGUUCCAGUGAAGCGUUUCAACAACCGCUUUGCCUUAAAGGCCAAAUGCUGCCUACAUGUGAUGGUAACUACAUCAUCUUCCUCUGUUCACCGUAUGUUACUACAGUGAGAGAUUUUGUUGAUUUGAAACUUUACCUCUCCGAUAUGCCAAUGUACGAUGCAACACGCGAUCUCGUCAUGCUCAAUCAGAGUCGAAUAUGUCAAAUGGAACUCAACAAGAAAUUGGAAGAGACUGUCCGUCAAUUGAAGGCAUUGGCUGAAGAUCUGGAACGAAAGAAACAGCGAACAGAGCAUCUACUUUACGAAUUCGUUCCAGCAGCGAUCGCAGAAUCGUUUCGCCUUGGCAAACCCGUACCACCUCAGGAGUACAGUGAAUGUACGGUAAUGUUCACGGAUGUUCCCGAUUUUCCUACAAUUAAUGGAAGCUAUAUCAUCGCAGCACUUUUCAAACAAUUCGACCAUCUUAUCGAAAAAUUCGAGUGCACAAAAGUUCUAUCAUUGUUGGAUAGCUACUUGGUUGUGAGCGGAGCUCCCAAUGUCAAUAAAUCUCACGUCGAAAAUAUGCUCAAUCUCGCUCUGGGUACCAUUUUUGCUGGGCGAAAUGUUAUUGUUCCCGAGUUGAAUCUUCCUGUCAGGGUGAGAGUGGGCAUCAGUUGUGGUUCAAUCGUUGCUGGUGUGGUGAGCCAUGAGAAGCCAAGGUACUGCAUAUUUGGUCACACUGUGAACGUCGCCAGACAAGUGUGCGCUUACAGUCUGCCAGGGAAGAUUCUGGUCACGAAUUCCGUCCGAACAACGGUUAGUCGGCAACAAGGUUCACCGUUCGUUUUCCGACAACAUCAACCGAUCGAAUGUGGACCACUGAAAAUGCUUACCCAUUUUUUGGAAAAGAACGAAAAACUCAGUGUUUGGGAAAUUGCUGGCGUCGAAAAAGCAACUCAAUCCAUAGAUGGCUAUAAAGAGCUGCAUUGCACUGAAAGUGAUGAUCCAUGGGAAAAGAUGAGGACAAAUGUAAUUGACGCCUUCCGUCCAGGACCAUCACGAUCUCGACGAGCAUUGUUGAGGUUGCAAGCUGUGAAGAGGAAGUUUCGAGCGGCUCAAAGUAACGAUUCAGGAGUUUCUAUGAGCGAACCAAAUCUUGAAUCUACCGUUUGCAGUGUUAUGUAG